AUGCGGAGCCCGGGCGGGAUCCUGCUCCAGGCACUGCCCCGGCUGCUGCAGCACGCCGCCCUCCCGGGCCUCGCCGAGCUGCCCGCCCGCUGGGCCCUGCCGCGGGGUACGGGCGGGGACGGCCUGGCGGACCGCCUUCCCCGCGGGGGCGGGGCGAGCGCGGCGGCGGCAGCAGCGGCGGCCUCGGGCGCCCUGCUCGGCGCCUGUCUGGAGCGCCACGGUCCGCCCGAGGCUUCGGAGCUGCCGGAGCCGGGCGGGGCCUUGGCGGGCGGCCCUGGGAGUGGCGGCGGCGGCUUGGUGGUCGGCGUGGCCGAGGUGAGAAACUGGCGCUGCUGCUGCCUCGGCAGCACCUGUUGGUGCCGGAGCCUCGUGCUGGUCUGCGUGUUGGCCGCCCUGUGCUUCGCUUCCCUGGCCCUGGUCCGCCGCUACCUUCAGCACCUCCUGCUGUGGGUGGAGAGCCUUGACUCGCUGCUGGGGGUCCUGCUCUUCGUCGUGGGCUUCAUCGUGGUCUCUUUCCCCUGUGGCUGGGGCUACAUCGUGCUCAACGUGGCCGCUGGCUACCUGUACGGCUUCGUGCUGGGCAUGGGUCUGAUGAUGGUGGGCGUACUCAUCGGCACCUUCAUCGCCCAUGUGGUCUGCAAGCGGCUCCUCACCGCCUGGGUGGCCGCCAGGAUCCAGAGCAGCGAGAAGCUGAGCGCGGUUAUUCGCGUCGUGGAGGGAGGAAGCGGCCUGAAAGUGGUGGCGCUGGCCAGACUGACACCCAUACCUUUUGGGCUUCAGAAUGCAGUGUUUUCGAUUACUGAUCUCUCAUUACCCAGCUAUCUGAUGGCAUCUUCGGUUGGACUGCUUCCUACCCAGCUUCUGAAUUCUUACUUGGGUACCACCCUGCGGACAAUGGAAGAUGUCAUUGCAGAACAGAGUGUUAGUGGAUAUUUUGUUUUUUGUUUACAGAUUAUUAUAAGUAUAGGCCUCAUGUUUUAUGUAGUUCAUCGAGCUCAAGUGGAAUUGAAUGCAGCUAUUGUAGCUUGUGAAAUGGAACUGAAAUCCUCUCUGGUUAAAGGCAAUCAACCAAAUACCAGUGGCUCUUCAUUCUACAACAAGAGGACCCUAACAUUUUCUGGAGGUGGAAUCAAUGUUGUAUGAUUCUAAUGAGAUAUGUGAUUGUCAAGAGCCUAGUGUGCUAUCUAAGGUCUAGCAGUCACUUCACUAGUGGGCAGAGACAAGUUCUAAUUGUAUUAUGGCACAAACAAAACUGACUAGUUUUUAAAUUGCACAAUUUUUUUUUUUAAAGCAAGAAUCAUUUCUGGAUAUGUAAGUGUAAAUGUAGAUGCAAAUUUGGCUGCACCUCUUUAUCAUGCCUGUAUUGGCCUAUAGGUCUGCACUUUAGUGUUUUUUAAUUGUUUUAUUUCUGGGUAUUUACGAACAGAGAAAUAACCCAAAUAUUAUUUCUGCUUAGUGUCUUUAUUUAUAAAGGCCAUGAGUAGUUUGUAUGCAUCUUUCCUACUUGUAAAGAUGAGUAAAAGUAUGCAGUUUUAAAUGUAUAAUAUUAUUGGAUGUUCUUUGCUUUGGUAGUCUUUCCAGAAAGGAUAAACAGUGGUUUUUGUUUUGUUUUGUUUUAUUGUUUAAGUGGGACCACUUAGCUUCCCGUUUCCUUACUAAUUAAAGAACAGACAUUAAUUUUCAGUCGAAUGUAUUUUUGCAGGCAUCAUUGUUACAGGGCCAUUUACACCUAUUCAGAAAGCUUAAAUCCUACCUUGUGGGACUGAAGUGCUCUUAAGAUAACUGUUUAUUUUCACUGUGUAAUAUGCAAAGCAAAAGGGAAAUUAUUUGGUGGAUGGUAGCUCAAAAUUAGAACUCUUGUUCUAAUUCAGUUACGUUGGCUUUACCCUCCUUAGAUUUUUCAUCAAAGGGCUGUCCCAUUGCAAUCUUACUAAAACAUUUUGUUAAAAUAAACUUUUUUCCUUUUUAUAUUAAUAAUUAGGCUUUUAAAUAAAGAUGUUAUUCCUUUAAAAUGGUGGGCUUACCAUCAUUGAAGAUGUCACUCAGGUGGCCUUGUUUGAUCAAAACGCCUUUUUUAAAAACCAAGCUUUAAAAACAUGUUUAUAAUUUCAUGAAGUACAUAUAUAUUGUUCCCAUAGUCUUCAGCUUUAAAACUAUAAAUAUGAUAUUAAGUUAAUGCCCAAAUUUGUGUUAUUUGCCCUACUUUAAGUAGGUCUAUUUUGUUUGUUUUUUCAGUACUUGUUUUUCUCUGAUAAGACUCAGGAAUUCUGAAAUGUGAAAUUGUCUCAAUUCUUUCUCUUGUAGCAUGAAUCAAUUGUAUUUACUAAUAGCACUUAUGACUAUAGAAUAUAAUUUGGCAUAUGAUUCAUAUUACAUAUGUAUUCAUUUUAUUUUUAAAAUAGUUUAUAAACUUAAUGAAUUUUUUUUACAAAUGAGAUUAUAGAUAUUAAUGCAAAUUUUCUGAUAGGUAUCUCUUUUUUUGCUAUGACGAUUCCAACUUAUCAGAGACCUCCCAUUUGCCUUUUCAUUAUGGUGAAAGCUUUGUCCUCAUCUACUAAAGUACAAAGGAAUUCUUUGGAAGCCGAGUAUUCUAGUGUUACGCUAGAGAUGAAUUUGAUCAUUUUAAUGUGUGAUCUUUUUGCUCUAUCAGGUAUAAUUGUUUUCUUUUCCUUUCCUUUAUAAUGUGUAAGUUUUCUCCCUUUUGAGUAACAGUAAAGUUCAUUUAUAUGUCCAUACCUAGAAGACCAGUGCAAAUACUUUGAGAGCACCUGGGUCUACAGGACAUAAUUGGUCUCUAAAUCCUCAUUUCUUGCUAUUACUGGGAAAAUAGAUAUAGUAUUGGAAUACCCUUAUUCUUUUUGAAUCCUAAUUACUCAUUUCAUUUUUUUUUCUCUCUUUUGAAUCCUAGUUGCUGGUUUUUGUUUAAUGAUUUUAGUUUAACAAUCCCAACCAACAAUACAUUUGAUUUAUUUUUUUCUGUGUAACCUGACAACCUUUUUCUUGUGCUUCUUGUUUGUUGGUUAGUUUUUGUGAAAGGAAUCAUUAUUUAAGAUCACUGUUUUCAUACUUGUUUUAUACUUCAUGUAUUUUGAAGUGCAUUUAUUUACUUAGCAUUUGUGACUUGAAUAAUUUCACCAAAUGAAUACAUUUUGGUAGUUUGUAAUGAGUUCUUCUAAUUGUUACACUUUGCUUGGUACUUAUAAAUAUGUAAAGGUAAAAGAAAUAAUUUUCUGUAUUCUGCCAAUCUUAAUUUUAUAUAAUAAAUCAUCCUUUUUUUCUUAAAA
Pongo pygmaeus (Bornean orangutan) is the source of this 3284-nucleotide messenger RNA. RefSeq names its product transmembrane protein 64 (gene TMEM64). The record is from RefSeq and is a predicted model, not a curated record. Gene Ontology annotation, cellular component: endoplasmic reticulum. The transcript has 3 exons. The coding region runs from base 1 to 1143 and encodes 380 amino acids. Gene Ontology annotation, biological process: positive regulation of bone resorption; positive regulation of osteoclast differentiation; regulation of cytosolic calcium ion concentration. NCBI's taxonomy places the organism in Eukaryota, Metazoa, Chordata, Mammalia, Primates, Hominidae.